UCCUUGCAUGCAUUGGUGUACAUAUGUUCAUCAAUAAUAUAUUUUGUAUUAUAUUGCCACUGAAUUUUACUAGUCGUGAAAAAAGUCAUCAUGAGAAACCUUGACAUUCGUUUUGUGCUGUUCAUCGUGGGGGUGGGGACACAUUUGUCCGUAGUGCAGGGCAAUAUGAUAAGCGUCGACUGGGAUCAGGUUGACCGUUUGUUGGAAGAGUUCAGGCGAGUGAAUGAAGUUCCAGGUGUGGCCUUGGCUGUUGUCGACAGUUCUGGAGAUCAAACUGGGGCAAAAGGAUACGGAGUUUCGGAUCGUGAAGAAAAUAGGCCGAUGGAUAAUUCCACUCGAUUUCUAAUAGCAUCCAUAUCCAAAAGCUUUACAGCCGUGAUCUCUUGUCGUGUGCUGAGUCUCCAUUUUCCAGAACUGGGUGAAAGUGUUCUCGACACCCCCAUCGCACGAUUGGUUCCUGGCUUCAAUCUCACACUAAUCGAUAGAUACCGUACCGAGCAGACGACAUUUAGAGACCUGCUUUCCCACCGAACUUGUUUAAAUUCUUAUGGAAUUGGAGUGACGGCUGGUGCAUAUAAAUCUAGGGCAGAUCGUCUCUACAGGUACAGAUACAUCGGGGAGAAAUGUGCAUUCAGAUCAGGUUUCGAGUACAGCAACCCCAUGGUCAUUCUGGCAGGGGAAAUAAUUGCACAUAUUGUUGGAGUUCCUUUCGAAAACUUGGCAAUGGAGCUGUUGACCGAGCUUGGAAUGAUCGACAGUCUCAUCGUUACGCCAUCGGAGAACUAUGAAACCUUGGAACGCAUGAGUCGAGGCUAUUAUCGGAACCUAGAUGGACAAUUGGCAAAAAUGAAUGCUUCAGUCUACAAUAGUCAUUCUGGAGCUGCGUCAGGAGGAAUCAUCAGUACCUCUGCCGACAUGGCGAGAUACCUUCACUUCCAUUUAAACAAAGGUCUCCUGGAUGGGCAACAGAUUGUCCCCACCGAAGUUAUGGAGUGGGUGUACAGGGCAUCAAACUCGGUUCCCUUUCCCGGCCUUCCUUACAACGAUGUGAUUCAAGGAGAUUUUGGCUACGGUCUCGCUCUGGACUUGGGACUAUUUGGAAAUUUGUUUAGAGUUGGUCAUGUAGGAGACUUGUCCCCUUUCACGAGUCGAAUGACCUUCUACCCUGAAGUAGGACUUGGUCUCUUCACUGCGAUAAAUGGUCCAGGACCGCUUCCUGCCACAUCGGACCAUCUUCACCUUCAUAACCAGCUCACUCAACUCAUCCUGGAUGGAGUACAACCUUCUACAUCGCGCCUCCACAAAAAUAGUUGUUCCGAGCACAAAUCAAUCGUCCCAAAAUCAGUGCGGGACCAUGAGGGUCACCACCAGCGUAUUCAGUCCGAAGCACUAGUUGGAGUUUAUGGACAUCCCUACGAAGGAGACGUGCAUGUAUCCAUUGGUCCUGGCGGUGGGUUGGAGUUGCAGUAUGGGAUUUGGGGCUACGGAUCACUUUUGGAAACUGAUGAGACGAACGUUUAUGAAAUCGAAUGGCGAGGAGAUAUUGUAGCCAUUUUCCUGGCGUAUUCUGGCGGUCCUCCACUGCCCUCGAUUCUCUGGGAUUUUAACACCCCGGACACACUAACUUACGAGGAUCCUGAUGGACGGAUAGAAUACCGCAGGAAUGCCACGAUAGAAACAUACCCAGAAAUCCCGUGGUCUCCUGAUAGCUGUUUGCACUGAUUACGUUUAAGAAUUUCUACGAAUGCCAGCAAAAUACAAGCCGUUCUAGAAUAGGGGUUUAUUCUAAAACUAAAUUAUGCAAAUAAACUAAAUUAUAAAUUA
Molecule: messenger RNA, 1824 nt
Organism: Folsomia candida
Lineage: Eukaryota; Metazoa; Arthropoda; Collembola; Entomobryomorpha; Isotomidae
Product: beta-lactamase
Exons: 8
Coding region: 91-1722 (543 amino acids)
Source: RefSeq, a predicted model, not a curated record